AUGCAAAGUGCACCGGGCCAGAAUCUUAUUAGAAGGUGUCAGUGUUGCCUCAAAGCUGCCUGGAAAUUGGUCAUUCCCAUCUCAGUCGUGGGCCUGACCAUUCUCACGAUAAACGAAUGCACACCCAGAGCCCUCAGCAUUGGCCUCCCCGCGGCUCUUGCAUACCCACCGCCACCGAGGGGGAGCGAAGGUGCAGCCAAUGGCACCGCGGAGGAAAGGGAAUGGUGGCAAGAGGCACUGUGCCAAUCCGGAGCGGACGGCGUCGAGGCACAGAUGAUACGCUUGCCGAUGCUUGCCAGAGACAUUGAACCAGACCGGAGAGAUUAUAACAUAUAUCUUGCAGAGACCGGUUGCAACCCCCGGCCAUUGUUCAGGGUAUGGUGUUCUGUGGAGAGCGCGUCCUGUGCGCCGUCCCCCGCCCUUCGCAGCUACGCCCAGCAGAAUCCGGGGGCGAAGGUGUGGUUCCUGGUGACCUCCCCGACGCUCGACGACUCUGACCGCCUCGUGGCCAGGCUCAGGGCACACUACGGGAACCUGCGCGUCGUCGGCGUCGACCUCGACAGGCUAUUCGCGGGGACGCCCGUCGAGCAGAUCUUCACGUCGGGAAACUGGACGCGGGAAACACGCUGGCCGGCCAACAACCUGUCGAACCUGCUGCGCAAUGUGCUGCUGUGGCAGUGGGGCGGCUUCAACAGUGACACCGACUGCCUCUGCGUCCGGAGCAUCGAGAAUCUUCGCAACGUCAUCGCCUACGACGAGAAGCAGCGCGUCGUCAACAACGCCGUCAUGCAUUUCGACGCGCGACACGACUACGUGGGCGCCAUGAUGGAGUACCACAGACUCAACUUCAAGUGAGACUGUGCGAGACGAGAAACCUGAACGAGCUCCUCCACAGGAAGUGCCCCGCCCUCACGCUCCUCCCUCUCAAGAAGCUCCAGUUCUACAGAUUCGACGCCUGGAAGCGCUACUUCGAGCCUAGGGCCGAGUCGGACUUCCUGAAGAAACACCGCGAGGUCUACGUUCUCCACCUGUAUAACAAACUGUCCGAAAAGGAACCGGUUCGCGUCGGUUCCAGCAGCAUCUACGAUUCCACCGCCAGGAGGGUCUGUCCCGUCACGUACGCCGCCGCCGGAAGCCGAUCCGACUUUUUCUAAAAUCUAAACGACGUGUAUAGAGUAUG
Molecule: messenger RNA, 1180 nt
Organism: Penaeus monodon (black tiger shrimp)
Lineage: Eukaryota; Metazoa; Arthropoda; Malacostraca; Decapoda; Penaeidae
Product: lactosylceramide 4-alpha-galactosyltransferase-like
Biological process (GO): glycosphingolipid biosynthetic process
Molecular function (GO): hexosyltransferase activity
Source: RefSeq, a predicted model, not a curated record